Molecule: messenger RNA, 1100 nt
Organism: Xyrauchen texanus (razorback sucker)
Lineage: Eukaryota; Metazoa; Chordata; Actinopteri; Cypriniformes; Catostomidae
Product: bcl-2-like protein 13
Exons: 2
Coding region: 238-927 (229 amino acids)
Source: RefSeq, a predicted model, not a curated record
CUGCUUUCAUUUGCUGACUAAACCCAGUGCACAAACAAGGACUCACUAAAGAGUGAAAACCUGUGGACACUAUUCAGAAUUUCAGAGCGUAUAAAAAAAUCUUCCACCCUGUCUGGGGACAAGCAGUUUGUGGGGCCAAACCCUCCCCAGGAUCUAAACCCAAACCUGGAAGAGAGUAUUGAGCCCAUCCAAUGGCAGACUGAUAGUCUGGCUGAGUCCUGGGCAUCUGUUGGUGACAUGGAGCCUGAGGUUCAAAGUCUAGAAACCAGUGAGAUGGUCAUGGUUGCAGAGGACCAAAGUGAGAACCACUCCUCCAGCUCUGAUAUCAUCCACCUAGAGGCAGAGCUUCAUGAGAGGGUGGAGUCAGAUGAAGAGGAGGAGGCAGAUCUUCAAAGCAGCAUGCUGAGUAUGCUUGUCAGCGAUAGGGAGCUGGCGGAUAUGAGGGCAGAGAUGGAUGUCAUGUCUUCUGCAGAUCAUGAUUUGAGGCCUCCAGAGACUGUGGAGCUUCUAAUGUCUGUGGAGGAGCCCAGAGUGGAGGAGAUCGAGAUGGAGGAGGCUUCUUCUCAGCCAAUUUUUCCUCACACCUCUCUUCUGCCUGAGCCAUCAGAUUUCACCCUCGCCUCCAUCCCCAUUCCUGAAAUCAUCGCACAGGUCUUAGAUCACCCUCCAUCUCCACAAGAACUUCCUCAAACUCAUGCAACUACAUUUACAACCUCAGACGAAGUUCGGAUCUCUGAAUCUGGUUCUACUAAUGCAUCUGUAUCUCAAGGCCACACAAGAUCGUCUACCCAGGAAGUGGUUUCAAAGGCAGAGCCUGAGCCAGCGACCUCUGGCACUUCACCUUUCGAACUCCCUGUGUUGCUCGUUGGUGGUGCCACUCUGGUGGCAGUAGUGGGAGUACUUACAUAUGCAUUGAGUAGAAAGUAGCAGGACUGUAUUUGUCUUUGAUCUCAACAAUUAAAAAAAGUUGUCUUUUGGGGUACUUGGUUUAACCUCAAUGUAACACCCCCCAUCCCGCACACAUGCUUUCUGCUACUGAUUAAAAAUAAACUAAAAAGCAAUCAUAUUUCAAAUGUUGUCAUAGAAUAUUAUAUAGUCUC